UGCUGUACAGUAGGACAGCUGAGCUUUAUUUUGCCUCCCAGCCGUGACACCACUGUAGUGCAGUUGGACCUGACGUCUAACAUCCACAGCAUCACACACUCCAACCAACCGGUCACGGCAGCUUUGCACGUGAGUGGCGGCACGAGCAGCUGGUUCACCACAACACAGCCUGUCAGGAAUUGCUAAGGCUGGUUAGCAUGGCCACUGAUGACGGCAGAUAAAGAGUUUUCCUGGAGUGCUGUGGAGCCAACCUGAGAGUGGCAGAGGAGUUGCUGAUGAAUUUUGGAUGGGACGUUUGUGGGAGGAGGAAAACAAAACCAGGAAGCAAAAGAUCAAAACGAAUCAGAGGGGACGGCAAUAACAGCCGCUUAUGAAAGACAACUCUGAUUCGCGCCUGGGCCGCAUCCUUCAUCCUCUCACCGUGCCACAAAAUCCCCAUCAAUCUCUGUCACAAUCCGUCCUCUUCUCCUGUGCGCCAUCCCUUUAUUCUCCCCUCCUUCAGAACAUAGCUGAACCCCCUUCUACAGACCAGUGAUCAUUGCAGCAGAAAAAAAAAAAAAAGAACAAGGGGUGACGAGACAAGCUGUCACUAAGCACAGGAGGGACCCUGACUCGCUGCCGGGUGUGAGAAAACAGCUGCCUCUCGCUUGAGCACAUGGGCUGUUAAUGAACAGAGAUGGCGGUGAGACUGGCCGGUGCCACCCUGUCCUCUCGACCACCCUCCCGACCUCCGACGGCCUCUGCCCGGACAGGUUAAGGUUGGUCCAUCGGCAUCCAUCGCAGCAUCCGCAGCAGCUGGCUGAGCGUGGGAAGGAGCAGUAUGCAGGAAACUGACCUACCAGCUACAAAUGCCUUCAAAGAGUGCAAGUUCCACUGCACCAACGGGAAUUGCUUGCGUCUGGGCUCGCUGAUCUGCAACCAGCUGAAUAACUGUGGGGACAACAGCGACGAGGAGAACUGUCCCGUGGUGACCCAGCACCCUCCACCUGGAAUCUUCAACUCUGAACUGGAGUUUGUUCAGAUUGUCAUCAUCAUUGUGGUGAUGACAGUGAUGGUGGUGGUGAUCAUCUGCCUGCUCAACCACUACAAGCUCUCCACCUGGUCCUUCAUAACACGGCAGAGCCAGGCCCGCAGGCACGACCACGCCCUGCAGCAGGAUGGCUGUCUGUGGCCUUCAGACAGCGGAUCCCGACAAGGUGCCUCAGAGGUAUUAUACGCUCCCCAGGCCAGGGAUCGCUUCACUGCUCCCUCCUUCAUGCAGCGCGACCGCUUCAGCCGCUUCCAGCCCACCUACCCCUACAUGCAGCACCAGAUCGACCUGCCGCCCACCAUAUCGUUGUCAGACGGCGAGGAGCCCCCGCCGUACCAGGGGCCCUGCACGCUUCAGCUCCGCGACCCCGAGCAGCAGAUGGAGCUGAACCGGGAGUCGGUGAGGGCGCCGCCCAACCGGACCAUCUACGACAGUGACUUGAUCGACAUAGGGAAUGGCGGGGGCCUGGUGGGAGCCGGGGGGGGCCUGGGAGGAGGGGGCCCGAGGCCGCCCAGCAGUAACUCUGGCAUCAGCGUGGCCAACUCCUGCAGCCACGGGCGCAUGGAGGGGCCCCCGCCGGCAUACAGUGAGGUGAUGGGUCAUUUCCCAGGCUCCACGUUCUUUUUACACCAGCACAGCAAUAACCAGAGAAUAGGGAGACCGGGGGAUCCGGGGGGACAGGGGAGCAGGACGAUCCAGCAGCAGGGCCAAUCAGAAAGCACAAUAGUACCUGCCAAGGCCAAGGAUGGCCAACCAGAGGACCUGGUGUGAGGAAAGGGGGCGUGGGGCAGGCGGGGGCCAAGCCCCCCAGACUCAGCACCGUCUCCUAUGUUUACGGCUGACAUGGAAGUAUCGGCCUCUGUAUCGCUCUGUCGCUCUCAUGUCCUCUCUCCACACUCCCGCACACAAACAAAUCUCGACCCGAGCUACAGCAAAACAAGGAAGGAGAAACCCAGAGUUGAUUUCAUUUCAUUUUCUAUCCAGCCGGCACCGCUGGGGAAUUUUUAUUUCCUUCUUCUCUUGGAGAGAGAGAGAAAAACUCUAGCUAGCACAGCCUUUGUGUUUUUUUUUCAUUCGGUGAAAGCUCUACGAUGGGAACGGGGGAGAAAGUUCCUAUUUUCUUUUGUCUUUUUGAUUUGCUUUUCGGACCGGGAUCUGUGCACAACGCGAGAACUGAGAACCCAGGACAUACAGAGAACACAACAAAAAACAAAACUAAAGACUCACAAACCCAAAUCUUAGUGCCAAGGUUCACGAGGAAGCAAAGCAAAGAGGGCAAAUAACAUCUUCUAACAUUCACAACACAACAAAAAGAAAAGUUCCCUAAAAGUUGCACUAUCUCUUUUGUCGUAAGAGAGGAGGGACAUGAUGUCAUGUGAGGCUGACGUUUGUGUUUUUUCAUUUAAUUUUUGUUUCAGGGUUACUCUUUGCUUUUUGUUGUUGUUGUUGUUGUUGUUUUUUUAAAUCAAGGGUUUCUUUUCAUGGAUGGACUGAACGACUGACUGAAGUCUCGCUCCAAAGUUGUCAAAAACAGAUGAAAGAAUUGAACAAAAACUAACAAGUAUAAGCUUAUCUCCAUCCUUUUAUCCGAAAAGCGCAAGAAAUCCUUGAGCCCAGCCUAAAAGAUCUGUUCACACAACAGGCACACUGAAACUUAGUAAGAGAAUAACCGUGUACUGCUUUACGUCUGCUUCCUAAUCGGGGAGAGAGAUCUGUCUUGUGACCAAGCAGUGAUGCUUCUUAAAAUCUUGACUAAAAAGAUUUUAGUCAGUUCAAAUCUUGAACUAACUAAUGAUUUAAACCAAGCUUAAAGGGGCAGUAUUAUGUAUAAUCGACUCUUUAUGAGCUUUACAUCAUGCUGUAACUUUAAUCCCUCAUCAAAAACAUACCUGGAGUUUUGCCUUGAUUCUUUCAUGCGCGUUUAAAAAAAUUCUAUAAUCUCCAUGCCAACCAUCAAGCCAGGCAAAUUUCCAGGGUGUAAAUUCAGACCUAGCCAGCAGCAGUUAGCAAGCAUCUGGUGGAACUGCAUAUCUGCUGAGCUCAUUAUUAUUAAAAAUUUUGUUAAAAGAUUAAUAAAUGAGCCUUGUUGUGAUGACUUCCUGAAGGGCAGGAGUUUUUAAAGACACAAAGGCCAAAUUUCAAGGUGUUAAGUUAAAAAAAGUCAAAUUUCUUUUAAGUCAUAUUUGAUAUGUAGAGCAGUUUUAUAAGAACUGAAAGUAACACAAUUACUGGAUUGUGCAAUAAAAUGGCACUGUGUCCCUGAAAAACGCAUAAUCCCGCCCCUUUAAAACUGUGUUUUGACUCCCUGGGUAACAUCAACGUGUGUUAGGUUUUAUUUGGCGUCUUGGUCAAAGGAGGUUCUUCUCUCCAAACCUGUCCUGUUCUCCGAGUACCUGACCCUUUUCUUUGUCGACCCGCACAGUGCAUUCUGCCACACGGGUCUCAGAACCCUCCCACAGGUCUGCCAACUAAUAGAAGGCUCAACGCUCCGUCUUCACAUCAGCGAUGGCCCACACACACACACACGCACACGCACACACACACACACACAACAAAAAGAUCAAGUAAAGAUCGCUUAAAUAAGGAUUCCACUAAACAAACUGACUGUGGUUGAAGUCAAAGGGCUACCAGAGGGUCCUUUUUGAUAAACUAGAAAAUCUAGCCUUUUUUUCACCUCAUUGUUGCCUUCGAUCUCUGCUGUUACGCUUGCUCUAUCUCACUUCAGCACAUUUCAGUGCACCUUCUUCCCCCUCCACUCCCGCCCUGCAAAGAUAAACUGCUCAUCGCCCCAUCCUGCCAUUUGUGUGCAAAGAUGAUGCAGAGUCAGCCAAGCCCUUUAAAGCUGAGACUGGAGUGGAGUCGUCGUUUGGCAGCAUGCUGAUGCAGUCUCCUCCUUGCAGUACGAGUGUUUCGGCGUGUUUGUUGCUCAGACCCUAGGCAACACUGAAAAGCACUUAAAGCUCCUGCAUGGGUAUCGUAUGUGUGCAUGUGUGUACAAGCUGAGUGAUUUCUGAUCUGACUGGUUAGAGUUUUUAACAUUUAAACACAUGUUUGUUUGUUUUUUUGUUUGUUUGUUUGUUUGUUUUCUCCUGUUUGAAUUCAGCAAAGCAUUUCUUAAAAACCCAGGAAUGGACGAGGGUCAGUAGCCAAAGAGACGCAACAGGUUCUAGUAACAUUCACAAAGUUAGCUUCAGAUUCAGUUUCAAGCUGCAGCAAGGCGUCAACACUUCUCCUGACAAAUUAACUUUCUGACCAUUCCAACCCGCUCAGAUCUGGUGGAAAUAAAUUCAGGUUUGCAGCGACAGAGAAGUAAUGACUCACGGGAUCAAAUGUCAGUUCUCAGAUCACAUCAUAUUUAUCUAAUUUGCUCAAUCUACUAUCAUACAAGCUGCAUUUCCAUUGACCAUAAAAAAUGCGCGAAUUACGUAAAUAAAUUCUCUCAAUGGAAACUCACUAAUUCUGGAACAAACUUGUUUUUCUAUAAAAAGUUUUAGCAUUAGGAUGAGGUGGUUUUUUUCAGCCAUAUCGGAACAGAUGUCUUUCGCAGAACUGUAAUAGAAGCAGUUUAUUCCCAUCACACAAGUCACAUAAUCAACAGCCUGAUGCUACUGGCGGAAAUGACAAACAAGAUGACAGGAAGUGGUGGUUGGAGGAUGAUGGUUUCUUUUUGGGGGUUUUUCCAGACAAUAUACAGCUGGCUCCUCCAGAGCUCUCACAGCAUCACACAGUUCAUAAAGAGUUGUGUGUCAUUCCAGCGUGUUUAAUCCAAAGCUCUUCUGUAAACACACCAACAACAUAAUUGCAUGUAUAAGUGGUUUGUCGCUCCACUGCCUGUAUAAGAAACUGGUGUCUCCUAAGAUUGGCUGAUAGAUUAGCGCUAACGCCAUGGCUGAAUUAUGAACAUAUUUCAUGUUUACAACCCUCGUUGCCAUGGCUUAUCACAUGAAUAAACUUCACAUGUGAUUCUAAUUUCCUAUUUAAUGGAAAUGACAGAAUGUCAAAUUUUAGGGUUUUUUUAUAUUAAUGGAAUAUAGACAAAGAUUUGCUCAUGUUUGUAAUGGAAACGCAGCUAUUCUUGCUUCUAUUGCCAUGCAUGUUUCUAUCUAACAGUAAGGAACAUUGUGGAACAUCAGUGUCACAUUUAUACAUUUUUGGUGUCACUUUUGAUGCAUCCCUAAGUAAAAUAAUGUGUGCAGAUUGGGUUAUAUGGUGUACAUUACAGCGUUUCUUCUUUUCUAGCAGAUUAGGCUGCUUUUAUCUUGACAUCGUAUUUUAUUGUUUUCCAUUCCUAAGUGAUUCAUGCUGCUGGCAAACUUAAAGUUGCUUUCAUUCAACCAGGAAGUUUGAUCUGAAUGGAAACAGGAAUGUCGAACCGUAAACCUUACUGUUUGCUUACGAUUCAGAAUGCCGCGACGCAGUUAUCAACUUACUGUCAAAGUAAGACGACACACAACCGUACAGCCCUCUCCCCUUCGCUAGUAUCUAAGAGACCAAAAUGUUUUGGAUAACAAAUUGAGCUCAAAUGUCUCAGACAAAAAGAUUAAACAGAACACAUCAAAGCAAUGUGUAUCCUGUGCUCUGAAUGAAGGAAAUGUUAGUGGAUCUCUGCACAUUUCUACUGACCAAACAUUUGGCAAACUCAGCUGUUUGAAUCAUUAGAGGAAUUUCUAUUGGCAUUCCCGCAAUCAGAUCUUCUUUGAAUUUCUAUUCUGGUAUUAUUGACCAGUUAAUAAUAUUACUUUCAGUUGGAAGAAACAUUUUCAUAUUAAGUGUAAAUCUACCAAAUUCUUAACUAAUUUUGAACCUAACUGUGUAUUGGUUGUCUUUGACUGCCCCCUGUUGGUGAAGCACUUCAAAACAGUGUCGCUGCAAUAUGAGAUGCAGCUGAAGGCCAUGAAGCUGAGGAGCAUUUUUACCCUUAUGAUGGUGAUAGUUAUAAUGUAUCUACUUCCACAACUGAAAAACAAGGCAGGUAAACAUAUUAUGAUGAAGGUUUUCAAAUGUUUGACAGUGGUUCUCUCUAGAUCCAGACUUUUGACUACGACUAUUUUUUUUUAUUUUACCAACUAGAACUUUGUGCAGUCUUUAGUGAAUUAUAGACUAACGACUUUAGAUCUCUUCUCAGGAGAUCUGUUGGACGGGUCAGAGAAUAUAAAAUAUAAAGAGGCUGAAUUAAUUUCGACACUGUUUUACCCCCCCAACUUUGAAUUGAGUUGGGUAGAGACGGAGCAGACACAUUUCCAGGUGCAGUAACACCUUAACUUCCCUGGAGUUCAGCCAUCAGCUGCAGCCUCUUUACACUGUAGUGCGACUUGAGCAGUACUAAUACAGUGAAAGUGAAUUAGAAAUAUCAAACUGAAACAGAAAAUGUGCCUGGAAGUCCACAUGUUCCUCCACAUUGUGUUUUUUAACCCUCCCGUGGUCUUAGCGCGACGCUCAGGAGGACCGCAGCGGAUGAUACGGUCGGACAGCGGAGAAGCUGUCAGACCGUCAGCUCCCAAAACCCCACACAGAAAACAUCUUGUAAAAGUGCAAAAAGCUUGUGGUGUUCAAAUGGCCCCGUCUCUUAAGACCGCAGGAGGGUUAAGCUAAAGCUAGAUUUUCAGUUCUAACAAAACAAAGAGGGACGUUUGACUCACUUUGGGCUAAAGCGCCUGAAUCCCUUCUACUUCAGUGUGUUUGAAUGUAUGUAUGCAGAUAUCCAACUUGUAUCUUUCUGCUUGUGUGUGUGUGUGUGUGUGUGUGUUUGUGUGUGUGUGCUACUACAUCGCUGCUGCUAUUGCUGUUGCUGCUACCACUGUCUUUGCUACUGCUGCUUCUCGCAUCCCUCCCUCAGCCAGCCUUCCUCUGUCUUGUCCAUCCUGUCCUUCUCCACUCAUCUUAAGCUUACGAGAGAAAGCUGCAGUGAACCCCACAGGUACCUGGGACUCCCGGUACUUUUGGUCUUUAGCUGCAGGGAGCUGCUUCACACUCAAAUCUCUUCUAUGGUUUUCUUCUUUUCCCCUUCCCGCCCUUCUUUUUUUUUUUUUUCUUUUUUUUUUUUUUUUAGCUUGUUCGUACUGCGCAGUCAUAAGCUUGUAAAUGGAGGAUAAAUAAGAUAAAUUUUAUGUUUUCUACAAGGAGGUUUGCAUGUUACUAAUAUAUGAGUAAAUAUGGUGCCUAAUGUUCAUGUUUGAGCAGACCACGCCUCUGUCGCACUGCUUCUCGGAAUCCAGGCAGGCGCCGUCUCCGGUCUGGCGGAGUACAGCUGAAGUGUUCACCGUCCUUCCAGAAUCAUCUAUUUCUGGGCAAUCAAAAGCUUUCUGAACUCUGAACUGGAUCUGAUCCCAAAUUUCAUCUGAAAAAGUCCAUUCGGAUAUCAAUCAAGCCCCCUCCCCCUCUCCUAUUCUCACCUGAAAGCACCCAAAGGUAUUCCGAGCAGCACUGUAACGGGACUGUGGAGCAGACAUAGGAACCCACUUGCACUCAAAAAGCUCCCACCUUCGUUGUGCCUCACUUCCAACGGUGCUUUUUUCAGUAGUCUGUCUAUCUUUAUGUUUGUUUGUACGGUGCUGUAUAUAACUUGAAUAUAUUAUGCACAUAUCCUACCCAAUGGGUAGAAACCACAAAAAAGAUGUUGUGAAUAAUGUAAUAUACUGUAUAGACAAUAUAAAAAUUUUAAGAGGGCAACAUUGAAUUUGUAAAUGCCUACAGUUAAAAAUGUGCUUUGUCUUUUUUUUUUUUUUUUUUUUUCCAUAAGAAAACAUGUUUUUCAAAGUAUGCUCAGAAUAUAUGGUUGCAACACAAAUUUACAACUUCUGAUAUUUUCUUAAUAAUAGUCUGUUAUGAUAUGGCUGAGCUGAGCUUCAGUAGCUUGUCGAUGAGUUUCCUCUGUGGCAGCGCCAGCCGUCACUCAGAACCCGGACACAAGGUGCCGGGUUCGUCCCGACCGACGAACAGAUGGAAUGUUCUAUCAGAAUGAUCUUUUAGUAUCACAGAUGACUCUAUUGGACAUUAAGAAUAUUUAGUUAUCUAUUUAGUUUUAACUAAAUUCAGAUUUACUUGCAGCAGCUCAGAAAACGUGAACAAAUGCAACUUUGCAUUUUAGUGCAUUUAUUCAGUGGGAAAAAUGCAAGUAAAGGAAUAGUUAAUUUUUUUUAGGUAAACUUUUUUUUAAAGUUGAUUAGAGUAUCAAAGAAUUUAUGAUUAGUAAUCCAUAAUAUUCUGUUACUCUGGGGAGCAAAUAAUAAGUAGCACAUCCUGUUGCUGUAGCAUCUUAGAUGUAGGAAAAAAACCUUCUGUUAGGUUUGGCAGAGGAUCUGUGAUGCUGUGGGCUUGUUUUUCUUCCUGAAGUCUGAGAAACCUCAUUAAUGUGCAAAAACAUAAUUUUUUUUAAUAUACAAGAAAAUCCUUUUUCAGAUUAAAAAUUUGUUGAACUAUUAUUUAAAAAUGUGUCCUUAGUCCUAGAAGGGACGGGUGAGACAUUUAAGACUUUUGUAACAACCAUUAUGGAUGGAGUUUAAGAAUGGUAUCUCUAAAGGCAUGCAUGAACGUUGUCCAGUCAACUGGUGAUAAAUUUACACUGACCCGUGAUGGACGGCAAAAAGCUUCCUUGCUAGCUAGGAAGGGAAUGUUAGCAUAGAGUCAUAGAACACAGUCAAGAUGUCUGUGUGCGACUCAAGAAAAAGAAUACAUAGAACUUACAAUUAAAGAGUCCUUCCAAGAUGAAAUGUAAGACCUGUAAUUAGCUUAUUUAAGGCCAACUAACUUUUUUAAAACUAAUUGAAGGCAUUUUAAGGCCUUCAUUUUUAGAUACACAAGUUUAAGACUUUUUAAGGAUGCACUCUGUGGUGCAACAUUUGCAGAAGAACCCCCAGUAGGUUGAGGCAGUAGAGGUUCUGUAAAAACAAAUAAAAAAUCUGAAAUUCCCCACUGAAUAAAUGUUCUGAAGUUCAUCAUUUUAAGUGCUGCAGCUAAAGCUGGAUGUAUUUGAAGUUUUGAUCUUUUAUUUUUAUUUUUUGACAUCCUUGCCAGACGUGCCAACGAAUGAGCCAGGCUCAUCAGCCUCUGUGACGGCAGCAGUUGGGAACAUGUCAGUUUGACUGGAGUUUUACUUCCUGUCAGCGGGGAGACUCGUCGUCAGGACGACGGCAAGGCGAAGCACCAGAGGAAGUUAGCUUCACGAGUUUGCACCAGCAGCAGGCAACGAGCUCCGGGUUAAACGCUAUCGGUUACUUUUACUCUACUAUUUAGUCGCUUAUUUUCUACAUAACAGCAGUCAGUAUACGUGGCACAAUGUAUAACGGGCAUCAUGUUUAACCUGCAGCCAAUUACUUCUAAUAUGUACUAAAAAGAACUCCACUGUACAAUAACUGCAGAGCAUGUUCAUUCUUAUCUAUAGACGAUGUACAUAGCUACGCGCCAUUUUUUUUCUUCUUCUUCUUCUUCUUCUUUUUUCUUCACAGCACCAAAUAAGUGGCACUUGUGUUGUUUUGAUUUGGGGAUAACGUUGCCUCUGCUCUCCUCCUGUUUGGAUGUUUUGUUUCCUGGAAGAGAAAAGACUGACGCUCUCUCUUCCCUCCUCUCAGCAGUCUGUACUCCAGUGCUGACGAGCAGCAGCUGUCCGUAUCGUUCCACCUCCAGUAAUAACGUCUCAACAGUUUGUCCUGGCAUUUACCAUAGGACUGCUUCCAUUAUGGGUUUUGUAACAUCAGUUUGCUUUAUUUACAAAAAUGAAUCCUUCUUGUACCCCUCCGCCCCCCCUCUGUGCUGAAAUAUAUAUAUAUAUAUAUAUAGAUAUAUAGGUAUAUAUUUAUAUGGUCAUGCUUAGUAACCAUAUAUCUAUAUAUAUAAAUAUAUAUAUAUCUAUGUAUGUAACACAGAGGUAAAAUUGUUGUGUAUUUUUGCCUCUUUUUAUUUAAGCAAUUGUGAUGUAAUAGGUUUUAGGCCUAAGGUCUGUUAUUGCAAUACUUUUACAGAAAAGCAGAAAAAAAAAAGUCAAAAAAUGUCGCUCUAAGUGCUGUUGUAGUCAAAGAUUUUAUGCUUGUACUUAUGCUGUAGUCAGACUGCAGCGUAACAAAUAAAACUUUAAAAGUGA
Molecule: messenger RNA, 10106 nt
Organism: Gambusia affinis (western mosquitofish)
Lineage: Eukaryota; Metazoa; Chordata; Actinopteri; Cyprinodontiformes; Poeciliidae
Product: low-density lipoprotein receptor class A domain-containing protein 4-like
Exons: 7
Coding region: 821-1801 (326 amino acids)
Biological process (GO): negative regulation of transforming growth factor beta receptor signaling pathway
Cellular component (GO): early endosome membrane; Golgi membrane
Molecular function (GO): R-SMAD binding
Source: RefSeq, a predicted model, not a curated record